UAUAAGAACAUAUAUGGAACUUCACAUGUCGAUUUUUUUUGUAUAUACAAAUUUUGAUUUCUUUACCUAGUUAAUAUUUAAAAGGAACAAAUUACGUAUAUUUAAAUUUAUUCUAUAUUAAUAAUAAUAUUAGAGUGUACUGUUGAAAGUAUUGUCAACUACAGAGUCAAAUAAUAUUUCAAUUUGUUACGCUCCAGAUUAAUCCGAACCAACCACAAUUAAGUUAACAUUGAAUAGUCACUAAAGCACAUUGAAAUUGUCUAAGUGAAGUAGAAGAAUAGUAUCAGACAACAAGAAGACAAAGGGAAAGAAGAAAAGAAAGGAAAUCAAAAGAUAAUUUAUGAUGAGUGAACCAGUAGUCCUUUCCUCACUUCCUGAACCAGUCAAUAAGGAUGCUGGCCUUAAUAAAGAUAAGAAGAGUAAAGAAGAUAGACCUUAUAAAUGUACCUAUUGUGAUAAGGCUUUCCAUCGAUUAGAACAUCAAACCAGACAUAUCAGAACUCAUACUGGAGAAAAACCUCAUGCUUGUACUUUCCCUGGAUGUACUAAGAGAUUCAGUAGAUCAGAUGAAUUAACCAGACAUUUAAGAAUUCAUAAUAAUCCAACUUCCAGAAAGAGAAAGAAUAAAAAUGAUGGAACUCCAAAUACUUCAACCACUACCACUUUGGAACCAUUACCAAUUCAAGCUCCUCCAACUGCAGCUAUCUUCCAACCACUUUCAACUGCUAUUCCAUAUUCGGUCGAUAGAAAUGGGAACGCUGUAUAUCAUCAACCAUACCCAGUAUAUUUCAUCCCACAACAACCUCAGCAAGCUAUAGGUCAACAACAGCAAUAUGCUUUUGUAUCUAUACCGCCAACUAUCGAACAACAACAGCAACAACAAAUUCCACAGCCAAUUCCACAGCCUAUUCCACAACAAGUUCAACCAAUACCUCAACAGCAUUACCAACAAAAGGGAUCUGCUGUCUUUUCCUUACCAUCAUCACCAACUAAUUUCCAGCAAUAUACCAAUAACAAUAGCAAUAACAAUAAUGGUUCAGCCACCGAAACUAAGACCCAUAAUUCCCCAACAGUACCAAUAAUAACUAAAUCAGAUUCAGCCUCAUCUAUAAGUUCUGGCGGCCCAGUAUUUAGUCAUGCUGGUACUCUUUCAACUGCUAAUUCAGCUAUUCAUUCUCUUGGAACUUCUCCAGACACUUCAUCCAACUCAACAAUAAUGCAACCACCAUUCCAUCAUAAGCCAACCAGUUCCAUAAGUAAUUUGAAUGAAUAUUUCUUACAGAAUCAACAGAAGCAAAGUCGUUUAUUUAAUUCAUCGACAACUUCACUUAAUUCAUUAGCUGGUCUUAGCAUCAAUAAUAAUCUCAGUACCAACAAUAGUGCAACAACUACAAGCAAGCUUAAGUCAUCAAAUUCAGGUUCUAACUUGGCUUCAUUAGGAAGUUUAUCAUCAUUACAACGUAUGACUCCAAUUAAGCCAAGUUUACAUAGUACCAAUUCUAGUAAUAAUGUUCGUCCAUCUAACUUUAGUUUACCAAGACAAGUUAGUGCUACAUCAUUGAACUUAGAAUUCUUUCAAGCCAAUAAUGGACCUUCUAAUAAGAAAUCUCGUCCAAAUUCACCAACUCAAUCUCUGGGUCAAUUAUUUAUGAUGUCUGCUAGUAGUAGUUCUGGAAGUAACUCUGGAUCUAAUGUUCCAAGUGUGUUACAUAAUCCUGGAUCUGCUUCUAAUUCUGGUGCUCGUAGAGCUGGUCAGUUUUUAAUUUCACCUAAUGAAACCCCAUUACAAACACCUUCUCAAUCCCCUCAUUUGCAACCACAAUCAUUUCCUAAUGGUGGAGCUACGACUCCAUCUAGUAGUAGUGUUAAUACAUUAAUUAGUACUGCUGCUCAAACUAUUGAAAAUGAAAAGAAUCAUGCUACACAAGCUCAAACCACUGCUAAUAGCAGUGGUAGUAUCGCUACUACAGGUACAGUAUUACCACCAAUUAGGUCGGUUUUAAGCUUUACAUCAUUGAAUAGUUAUCCACCAGCCUUUAUGACUCCUUCUGUAAACACACCAGUUGUUGAAGAAGAACCAAAAAGAGUGGCAAACAAUCAUAAUGAUAUGAGUUUAUCUAAUAUCAUGAGCUAAGCUAAGCUAAGUUGAUAUAUGAGGUUAUAUACCCUUUAUUUUUUUCUAUUUAGAUUACGAAUUACUACUUUUUUUAUUAUUUCAUGACAGGGAGGUAUUAUUACUACUAUUAAUGGUAUAGUUUAGUUUAUAGAGAUUAUAUUAAUAAUAACAUUAUUUAUUUAUUAAAUAGUUUGAAAUG
Scheffersomyces amazonensis is the source of this 2315-nucleotide messenger RNA. RefSeq names its product transcription factor (gene MIG1). Gene Ontology annotation, molecular function: RNA polymerase II cis-regulatory region sequence-specific DNA binding. Lineage: Eukaryota; Fungi; Ascomycota; Pichiomycetes; Serinales; Debaryomycetaceae. The coding region runs from base 341 to 2134 and encodes 597 amino acids. The record is from RefSeq and is a predicted model, not a curated record. The transcript has a single exon. Gene Ontology annotation, cellular component: nucleus; cytoplasm.